Hypoxylon trugodes is the source of this 2243-nucleotide messenger RNA. RefSeq lists its product as uncharacterized. The transcript has 5 exons. Gene Ontology annotation, molecular function: phosphatidylinositol binding. NCBI's taxonomy places the organism in Eukaryota, Fungi, Ascomycota, Sordariomycetes, Xylariales, Hypoxylaceae. Bases 136 to 2082 code for a protein of 648 amino acids. Gene Ontology annotation, biological process: retrograde transport, endosome to Golgi. The record is from RefSeq and is a predicted model, not a curated record.
UACCUGCGCACGUCGCGACACCCGGUUACCAACUGCACUUUGAUUCACCUAGGAACCCGCGGCUUUUGAUAACGCAUUAUUCCUCAGGCCACAGCUUUGUUUGGCACGUUACCGCGCGGACGCAAGUGAUUCACCAUGUGGAACGACGAGGAAGACAAUAACCCUUACGGUACGAGUUUCGACCGUCGUGACUCUAUUACUUCUUCCUCUGCGAACCCUACCUCCCCAGGUUCUCGCGACUCGUUGGAUGACUCUCCUGACGAGGCUGAUCCCGACUGGGAAUAUGUAGACCAACAAAAUCGCUUCGAGACUCCGAACACUCCGUCCACUACCAGCGAAGAUGCGCCGCCUCCCCCACAAUACGGACAACAACUUGCUGAUCCUGACAGCGAUGAGGAAUAUGGAUCUCAGUCUAGGGGCCAGGCGGUACCACGAAGGAAACCGGGUGGUUAUGAUAGCCGGAUCGAGCAGAUCCUCUAUGAAAAUCCCGAACUUCCUAUCUUGAUCACAGACGCCGGAAAGAGCAUGGAAAAUGGUGGAAAAUAUAUUGUCUAUACGAUUAGAACAGGGGAUCUUGAAGUCCGGCGUCGAUAUUCCGAAUUCGCAUCGUUACGAGAUGCGCUAACUAGACUCCAUCCCACACUUAUCAUCCCUCCCAUUCCCGAAAAGCACACGAUGGCUGAUUACGCCGCGAAUCCAACAAAUGCAAAGCAAGACCAGCAGAUUAUCGAUUUGCGAAAACGCAUGUUGGCUGUUUUCUUGAACCGUUGUCGACGGAUGGAACAAGUUAGGGACGAUGGUGUUCUAUGGAGAUUUCUUGACCCGAACGUCAGCUGGAAUGAAGUUCUACACUCACAUCCUAUUGUAUCUAUCCCGAAAUCGAUCAUGAAGGCACCCCCUCUAGAUACUGCAAACCCUUCGGCAGCACACUCAUAUCUUCCCGUACCAGCUACUUCAGCUAAGCUCAAGACGCCGGUAAACCCAACUCCAGGACCCGUAUUCGACAGUUCCAGCACAGUUGCUUCUCAAAUACUCCGCCGAUUCCCGCCUGAAGCCCACGAUUUGAAUGAGCAGGAACUAGAUCCUUAUUUCAUUACGUAUGAGGCAUCAAUUAAAGAGCUAGAGCAAGCCUUGAUGGGGCCCAUGGAAAAGGUCAACCGGCGUACACUUAACCACUUAAGUUCUCUAUCAACCGAUCUAUCAGAUCUAGGCGCCAAAUUCAACGCAUUCGCCUUGUCCGAACCAUCACCAUCCCUCGCCGCAGCUAUCGAGCGAGUCGGUCAAGCGGCGGAUUCAUCCUACAUUGCGACAGAAGAAUUAUCAAGUUCUUUAGGAGCGAGCUUCGCCGAACCUAUGAGAGAAAGUGCCCAAUUUGCAGGGGUCGUCCGCACCGUCCUACGCUACAGAAUUCUGAAAAGAGUCCAGCAGGAGAUGGCUAAUGAUGAACUCUUAAAAAAGAAGGCUCUAUUAGAACAAUUAGAGAGUAGUGAGGCUGAAGCGAAGCGGAUCGACCAAUAUCUGAGUAGUAGUCAGCAAAUCGGAGGGGGCCACCAAGUUCACCCACCUCGACGAUCUUCUAGUAUGAAGGAAACUUCGACACAACACCAUAGGGAAGGCAGCGUAGAAGACACAGCUUCUAUCGACUCGGAUUUUCCGCCCACCCAUGCAGAUGUGUCUUCGGCACCUUCGGCGAGAGUGGGAGUUCCUGAGCGUUCCGCCUCUAGUCCGAAUCAUAAGAAGGUUCCUAGCGGCAAUUCCAUCACGAACAAAAUCUUCGGCCCAAUACGUCAUGCUAUUCAAGGUGUUGCCGACGUGGACCCAGAGAGAACCCGCCGAGACGCCAUAGGUAAAACACGGGAGAGUAUAGAACAGUUAGAACAAGCUCAAGUCGCGGCCGCUCAAGACGUGAGGGACGCAAGUGCAAGUAUCCUCCAAGAUCUAAAGAGGUUCCAGAACGAGAAAGAGGACGAUCUUAGACGAUAUAUGCUCGCCUAUGCAAAGAGCCAAAUAGAAUGGGCGAAAAAGAACAAGGAAACUUGGGAAGAAGCAAAGGCAGAGGUCGAAAAAAUCGAUGAGACGUAGGGCGUCUUCGAAGAAGAGUGGCUGCAGCAGGGUUGUCUCAACGACAUACAUGAGGGGUGUAUAGGAGAAGGUGACUUUAUUGUUCUAUAGCAUCAUCAUAACGGUUUGCCUCAUUCGGAAUGGAUAAUUAAUAUGAUGAACAUACCCGAGAUAACUCACGA